GGACCGUCAGGGAAGUUCCUAAUUUAAUUUACUUUCACUGUCACUUUGUUAAAAGAAAACACUGACUCCUCCCACCGUUUGGUUAGCAGUUGCUCAGUUCUCCACUGCGCUCAACCUCUUCAGGCUGUAUCCAGACCGUCCGGCAGAAAGAUCGACGUUGGCGGCAUUCACGGGUGCAGAGACUGAUGGCCUCAAAUAUGACAACGAAACAGGAGAAGUGUUAUGAUCCGAAUGACCCAACACUUAAGUUUGUUGAUAGAGAGGAUGAUUUGGAUUUUUUGUGUGAAGGCUUCAAAUCUCUCAGAGCUCAGAUGUCCUGCGGUCACGCUGUGACCCCGACCUCUCUCACCAACUGGUGUCGCAGGUUGUUGGACCAGGGUGAAAGCAGAUUUGUGUGUGGCGGAUCUGGUUGUAGUGUUGAGUGGACUUUUGCAGAGGUUUGUAAAAUGGGUCUUCUGACCCUUCAAGAAACGAAGUAUUUCCGAAGAACUUUGAGAUUCAACGCUGCCAGACAGACGCUUAUUACCGGAUUUUGUCCUAUAUGCAGAUCCACUGUGAUGAGAGAGAAUGUAUCAGAUUUGAAUGUCCCCUGUAAAGUGUGCACAGCAGUAAAAGGAGAGCUGUUUGAAUUCUGCUGGCAGUGUUUGAGGGAGUGGAAGGGUCCACGGCCACGGAAAGACCGCUGUGAAAAUGAUGGCUGCUGUAACGAAUCACUAAAAACACUACAGACCUGCCCAGAUAUCACAUUUAAUUCAGUGGAGGAAGUCCACGGGUGUCCCUCUGUCCGUGCCUGUCCCACCUGUGGCUUCCUGGUAGAGCACAGCAAGAGGAAUUGUAAAUUUGUUGUUUGUCCUCGAUGUAAGGUGAAGUUCUGUUUUGUGUGCCUGAAGAGCAAUACUAAAUGUAUUGAAACCAGUGACUACUUUGGACCUUGCUUCAGUCGUGUAGCUCCCAGACAGACAGCUAUACCUGUAUGGCAGAAGAAAUAAUGAAAAAGACACAAAGCUCAAGUGUGUGAGAUGUGAAAGUGCCUUUUCUGUAAUAAUAUACCAUGUUGUUUUUUUUAAAUAACCUUUUUAUAAUUCUCUGUUCUCUUGGAAAAGUUGUCAAAUAUAAUCAGUGUUGGUUUUUCUUGAUGAGAAAUUUGCUACCAAAUGUGAUCUUUGCAGCUGCAUUAUGUCUGAAUCAUAACGACAAUGAACCUGAAAAAUGUUAUUCAUUCAUAGAUUUAAAGUAAAGUUAAUCAUACAUUCUGUGUGUGCUUAUCUUUUCCCUCAACAUUUAAUUAUUUUAUGUUAACCUGUCAUUGUUUGUUGUAUUUUUAGCAUUAGCUACAUGAUAUUUAGCACUUAUACUACUCGGGUCAGCCAUUUCUUUCUUAUUUUGAUUGCUUAGUUUUUUUCCCCUAAAAUGUUUAAAGAAAUCAAUGUUUAGUCUCUUGAUACAUACUUGAAACCUUGUUAUGCUAAAUCAAAGUAGAAAAAGUGUGUGUUUUUAUUUUCACCUUCAGCCACCAGAUGGUACUGUUCACUCUGUACACGAGUACACGUAUUAAUUAGAGCAGUCACAGGUGCGCCCAGUUAGAGACGAAUGAUUUUUAAAACCAUGCAGCCUGCACAGUAAGUGAACUAUUGAGAUAGGAUUUAGGCAGGUAAUCAACAGCUACUGCCUAACACACAACAAAAGGUUUAUAUAAAUGUUACCAUAGAAUACAUUUGUUAUUUGUCUGCCUGCAAAAUGCCUGUAUAAUAAACAUAUAUUGUUAUUUAUUACUCACAGUAAGUAACACUGCAUUUCAUAAAAAGAACAUCAUACCAACAGUUACACGUGGUGGUAGCAGUGCAAUGGUCUGGACUGCUUUGGUGCCUUAGGAUGACCUGCUGUAACUGAUUAAUCCAUGAAUUCUGUUCUCUACGAGAAAAUCCUAAAUGAGAAUGUCCAACCAUCAGUUCAUCCCAUAAAGCUCACUUGUGUUAUGCAUCAGGACAACGAACUGACAGCAAAGCUAAGUAAAGCAAGGCUACUUCACAAGAGCCCAAGAAUAAAAAUAGAGAGCUACAAAUGAGCACAAUGGGUUAAAUUCAAUAAUCAUUGCAUUUAUUUUUAAAGAAGAUGAAAGCAGAGCAUUUAUGGGAAUCAGCUGGAAAGUCAAGAUAAGUAAAUAUUAGCCAAUGAUCUCAGUAUCACUUUUUUAGGAACACUGAUAUUCAUGGGGCUGCUGCGUAACCGUACAUUUGUUGUCAGCUUUUGUUAUUUCAACUACUAGUAAGUUACACAGGCUAUCAAUGAAACAAAAAGAAAUAAAAAAAAGAAAUAUUAUUAUGCCAUAUUUGUGCAUCAUUUACAACUUGUGAUAAUAAAUUAGUGCUGAAGUCUAUAUGGGUAUGAUAGAAGUCUUAAAAUCUAAAGGAAGACCCAAAAGUGUAGAAGAGAA
This is a messenger RNA of Oreochromis niloticus (Nile tilapia), 2434 nucleotides long. RefSeq names its product probable E3 ubiquitin-protein ligase RNF144A-A. NCBI's taxonomy places the organism in Eukaryota, Metazoa, Chordata, Actinopteri, Cichliformes, Cichlidae. The transcript is spliced from 5 exons. The record is from RefSeq and is a predicted model, not a curated record. The coding region runs from base 186 to 989 and encodes 267 amino acids.